CGCCCACGUGUCUUUAUUACUAUUUAAUACAAUGACCUAAUUUUGGUUUGAGGCCAUUUAUAUUGCGAAUAAAAAUUCGUCCUUUUCGUUUCCAGCCUUUUAUCCUCUUAUCCUUUUACUGCUGACAUUUGGCUUUGAGCAGUCUUGUGCUCACACCUUUGGAUACAAAUUAAGGUUGUCAAAACUUUCCCAAACGUUAUUUUAAUUAUCUAUCGUACCAAAUUAUAAUCUACAAAUCUUUAGCUGCAGCUAUUUUAACCCAAAGCUGCAACAAGAGAAAAAGUCUGUGUGAAUAAAUGUGUCAAUCAUAAACAAUAAAUGUCUCGUUUUUGGCUAUAGGCCUACCUAUGAUUAAUAUUUCUGUUGCCAUGGUAUCGAAAAAGGUAUCGUUUAUCAUCUGAGCUUUACUAGUAGGCUUUCCUGUCAAAGUUUAAAAUUCAGGCAUCCUAAUAACCCGUACACAAACACUUCUUCAAUUAAGUUUGUUUUGGUAAUAUGGUCACCUGUUCAAAUUAUUUUGCGCAGCGUUACAAUCCAGGUGCGCAGAGGCAGCUUUCAGCCAAUCAGAGAGCUAGGUGUGCCAACCUGGCAGCAAAGGUAAUUUAAACAGGAAGUAAUUAGCAUACAGGGCGCGGGAUUCAAACGUGGUAGUAGUGGCUUUAGUAGGGGACGCGAAUUUUUCUGGGAGUCUACAGCAGGAUUGAGUCUGUGAAAAAUCUCAAAGAAACCUCUGUCAAACACAGGCCCGAAGCAUGGCGACGGUGUUUGACGGGAUCAGCCAGCAGCUGGACUUCUCGAGCUGUGGAGAGGAGGGCAGCAGCAGUGACAACAGCUCCGACGACUGCACCUUCAGGAUCAAGAGCCCCAGGGUCCACAGUCCCAGGGUCCGCACUCCCAGGGUCCGCACUCCCAGGGUCCAUACUCCCAGCUCUGCUUGCAUGACCCCCAGGGUGCAACGCCACCGCAGCAUGAGCAUCACCAUACCGUCCCCUGUGCAGUGCACCAGCCCCAUCCCGUACGCUUCCUGGAGCAAACUGAGGCUCUGUGACUCUCCAAGCACGCCGAAGAGUCUGCUCUCCAAGGCGUCCCAGCCUUACUCCAGCACUAAGAUAAGUCGUCAUCAGAGGACUCUGUGUUUUGUCUCAGCCGCUGCCAACCACGUCCAGGCCCCAUCUGUCAACGUCAACCCUUUCACCCCCGACACGGUCCGCAGGAACAGCGAGCAGCAGCAGCAGCAGCGGAGGACCUGUUUUAGGAGCGAUGACGAUGACGACUAUGGACGCAGGUUGAAACACAGUUUAACGUCAUCUGAGGAGGAUGAUGAAGCCUUUCUCCCACCAAAGAGACGAGCUGUCCAGGCCUUCAUGCUGUCACGCUAUGAGAGCGAGUUCCUGGAGCUGGAGUGCAUCGGCGUGGGCGAGUUUGGGGCAGUUUACAAGUGUGUGAAGAGGCUGGACGGCUGCUUGUACGCCAUUAAACGCUCCCGCCGACCCCUGGCAGGCUCGGCCAAUGAACAGCUGGCCCUAAAGGAAGUUUAUGCACAUGCUGUUCUCGGACACCACCCACAUGUUGUUCGCUAUUAUUCAGCAUGGGCAGAAGACCAUCACAUGAUCAUUCAGAAUGAAUACUGUGAUGGUGGAAGUCUGAACGACGCCAUCCUGAAGAAGGAGGUGCAGGGCGAGCUGUUUUCAGAGGCCGAGCUGAAGGAUCUCCUCUUACAGGUGUCAAUGGGACUCAAAUACAUCCACAGCUUAGGCCUCGUCCACCUGGACAUCAAACCAAGUAACAUUUUUAUCUGCCAGCGCUCCAGCUCUAGGGCCUCAGGCGAGGGAGAGAGUGAGGAGGAGGAGGAGGAGGAGGAGGAGGAGGAGGAGGAUGGAGGCACUUCAGCUGGAGUCAUUUACAAAAUAGGGGAUCUGGGUCAUGUGACAUCAACAAACAGUCCUCAAGUUGAGGAAGGAGACAGCCGCUUUCUGGCCAGCGAGGUCCUGCAGGAGGAUUACAGCCAACUCCCAAAGGCAGACAUUUUUGCUCUGGGCCUGACGCUGCUGCUGGCAGCGGGUGCGCCCCCUCUUCCCCAAAAUGGAGACGAGUGGCACAGCCUCAGACGGGGAGAGCUCCCCAAACUGCCACAGGAGCUAUCGCCUCCCUUCAAACGCCUACUUCAGUUGUUACUGGAUCCAGAUCUGACAAAGCGGCCGUCUGCCAGAGAGCUGUGCAAGCACACAGUCUUAAGGGACGAGCGGACUGGGAGGCUGGCUGCUCAGCUACGCAGAGAGCUCAAUGUGGAGAAGUUCAGGACGGCCAUGCUUGAAAAGGAGCUCCAGGAGGCUCGUCAGGCCGCGUUGUCACCCAGGCAGAACCUCUCCCUUGGGCUGAAACCCUCUAAGAUGGGGUCUCUGCCCAGACCGGGGAGGAGGCUUGUUGGUAUGAAGACGGCUCGCUCCAUGAGUUUCGGUUGUUAAGAUAAGGAAGUCCCACAUGCUGCAACCAGGUUGUGUUAAAAAUGCACCAUGUAUAUAUGAGAAGACAUAACUUAAACAUGAGCUGUGUGGAGGAUCCUCAGGGAGUCUUUCCAUGUAAAGGCCUUGAAAUCAGCGAUGAUUUUGAAGAAGAAAUUUAGACAACAACCCGAGAAGUGAUUUGCUUGUUCUGCUGCAUGCCUAUAAACUUAAACCAAUGCAUGGACUUGUUUUUUUAAUUGUAAAUAAACUUUUAAAGCCUUUUUAUCAAA
Messenger RNA from Labrus bergylta (ballan wrasse), 2734 nucleotides. The record is from RefSeq and is a predicted model, not a curated record. NCBI's taxonomy places the organism in Eukaryota, Metazoa, Chordata, Actinopteri, Labriformes, Labridae.